This is a messenger RNA of Amborella trichopoda, 1135 nucleotides long. RefSeq names its product PRA1 family protein A1. The record is from RefSeq and is a predicted model, not a curated record. Gene Ontology annotation, cellular component: membrane. NCBI's taxonomy places the organism in Eukaryota, Viridiplantae, Streptophyta, Magnoliopsida, Amborellales, Amborellaceae.
GAGAAUGAAGGGAUGUCUUGACCUGUUUCUUCUUUCUGAAACCAAGGAAUCAAGGGAGUUUCCUGGAAAAGGGGGCCUUCUUCUGGCUUUCGCGUUUUCAAAGGAGAGUACUCAAGCGCGAAAUUACCAUUCUGCCCCUCUGCAACUUCUGGUUUUCUAGGGCUAGAUAAAAUUAGGGUUUUCUAGGGCUAGAUAAAAUUAAGGCAUGGAUUGGGGCAACGUAACGGCAGAGGAUCUGGCCGAUGCCCUUCGUGAAGUGGAUUGGUCAUCUCCUCCUCGACCUGUUUCAGAAUUCUUUUCUAGGUUUACGAUUCCCAGAUCUUAUGCUAAGUGGAACUCUCGCCUUAAAUGCAAUCUCUACUACUACCGGACCAACUAUUUCAUUAUGGUAAUUUUCAUUCUCGGUUUGGGCUUCCUGCGAAAACCACUCGCUAUUGUGGCUGCUCUGUUGACGGGGUUAAGCAUCGCUUUCUUGAAUGAUAGCUUUGCAGUGACUUUCAAUGAGAAGGUGACAAGAACUGUGAGGCAGUUUUCUCCACAUUUGGCUGCAAAGAUGAGGCCACCUGUUGCGCCCGUCAUCCGUGGGCGUCCUUCUGUGAAAAGGCAAAUUCAUAUAUGUGGGCGGCCUCGGUGGAUGUUUGUUUUUGUGUUCUCUGCAGCUAGUUUCUUCUUGUGGUUUGCCUCUUGCGGUCUCCUCACAGUGCUAUGGGCAUUUGUCAUAGGUCUUCUAGCUACCAUUCUUCAUGCAAGCUUUAGGACACCCAACUUGAAAGCUCGGCUCAACACAUUCCGUGAAGAGUUCCGAGCAGUGUGGCGUAAUUACAGUGAGCUGUAAAGUAGGAAGCGAACUUCCCUGGAGUUUCCAAAUUGCCUGACACUGAGCUACACAAAGCUGCUAUUUGUGAAAUCUGUGAUCCUCCAGUUAAACACACAAGCUAUGUACAGAAUGGUGGCCAACAUCAAAGUUUUUCUCUAUUUUAUUAAGAGGAAUUCUGUAAGAGGAAGAAAAACUAGCUGUUCUUUUUUUUUUUCUUUUGUGUUUUUGUUUUUUUAACAUUCUUCCUUAAACAAGGAUCAAGCACAUUAUGUAGAACGAGACAUUCUAUCCAAUUAUUUUUUUUACUGUUUGGCGCCU